AUGGCCCUCUCCGCGGCAGCAUCCACGCUGGCCCGUCUCGGCUACUACGAGAAGCUGGCGGGCAUCCUGGGCAUCAUUGGCCUCGUUCUUCUCUUCUGGCAGCGCACUCGCCAGCCCUUCUACCCCGACCUACCGCUCGCGGGGGAAACUCCGCACCGGCGCUGGUUCUCCCUGCGCACCCGCUUCCGGUACUACACCGACUGCGCUUCGCUCUUCAACGAGGCGUACCACACUGUGCGUUUCCAUGCCUCCACGUCUUCUUCCUCGACCCUAUCACGGCUUAAUGCUCAUGCUUCACAGUACACCAAACAUGGCAAGGGAGUCCUCCUCCCGUCCGUCGGCGUCCACACCGCCGUCGUCAUGCCCGAGAGCGCCCUCGACUGGGCCAUGUCCCAGCCCGACUCCGCGCUCAGCAUCACCCACGCCUUCGCCGACCUCAACCAGACCCGGUACAGCCUCGGCGACGCCCGCUACUGGCGCGACCCCUGGCAGCUGACCCUCGUCAAGGCGCACCUCGCCGCCGUCACCCCCGCCCUCGUCCCGCAGCUCAACGACGAGCUCGCCGACGCCUUGGCCAAGCGGCUCGGCACCGACACCGACUCCUGGCGGGAGAUGGAGCUGGAGACGACCCUGCGAAGGGUGGUCGCGCAGACUCUCAGCCGCCUGAUCGUCGGCCCGGAGCUGUGCCGCGACGAGGGCUACCUGGACCUCGCGUACAAGGUCGUGCUCGGCGUCAUGACCACCAUCUUCGCUACGCUGCCGUAUCCGGACCUUGUGCGGGCCGUCACCGGCCCGCUGGCCAGCUGGCACACGCAGCGCCGCAUCUCCAGGAUCCAGCGGCACCUGGAACCGCUCUACCGCGAGCGCCUCGCCAUCCUCCGGAGCGCCAAGGAGGACCAGCCGCCGGACCUGCUCAUGGCCAUGAUGCGCUUCGCCCAGAAGAAGCGGCCUGAAGAACUCGCCGACCCGGCAAUCAUCGCGCGCCGCGUGUGUGCCGCCAACUUUGUCGCCAUGCACCAGACCACCAUCGUCCUCACCAACAUCAUCCUCCACGUCCUCGGCUCCGACGCCGAGUUUUCCACCAUCGCCGCGCUCCGCUCCGAAGCCGCCGCCCAUCUCCUCUCCUCCGAGCGCAUCACCAAGGACGCCUUCGCGCAGAUGAAAGUCGCCGAUAGCGUCGCGCGCGAGGCCACGCGCCUCAACUUCCCGCUCGGCGGGCGCGCCUCCCCGCGCACCGUCAUGCGCGACGGGCUGGUCAGCCCGGAGGGCAUCCGGCUGCAGCGCGGGACCACCGUCUCCUGGCUGGCGGGGUGCGCGCAGCUCGACCCGGAGGCGUUCCCGGAGCCGCGACGGUUCGACCCGUUCCGCUUCUCCCGGGGCGACGGUGACGGGGAGGGAGAGCGGGACACGUUCGUCAAGACGUCGGCGCGGUACCUCCCGUGGGGGCACGGUAAGCACGCCUGCCCGGGGCGCUUCGUCGUCGACUACGUCGUCAAGAUGGCCCUGGCUCAGCUGGUGACCAAGUACGACCUGGCGUGGCCGGAGGAUUACGGGGGAAAGCAGCCGCCAAGCGUCUGGUUGGCGGAGCUGUCCGUUCCUCCACCAAGAGCGCGGAUCAUGGUCAGGAGACGCAAGGUGUAA
Molecule: messenger RNA, 1641 nt
Organism: Cordyceps fumosorosea ARSEF 2679
Lineage: Eukaryota; Fungi; Ascomycota; Sordariomycetes; Hypocreales; Cordycipitaceae
Product: Cytochrome P450
Exons: 1
Coding region: 1-1641 (546 amino acids)
Molecular function (GO): monooxygenase activity; iron ion binding; oxidoreductase activity, acting on paired donors, with incorporation or reduction of molecular oxygen
Source: RefSeq, a predicted model, not a curated record